Molecule: messenger RNA, 1137 nt
Organism: Lactuca virosa
Lineage: Eukaryota; Viridiplantae; Streptophyta; Magnoliopsida; Asterales; Asteraceae
Source: the annotation of a GenBank genome assembly
AUGCAAUUAGAAUUGCUCCGUGAGUCAGUAAAAAAAAUCAAGAAGAUAAUGGAGGAAAUUGGGUUUUUGGGAAUGGGAAUAAUGGGGAAAGCCAUGGCCAUGAACUUGCUUCGCAAUGGAUUUAAGGUCACUGUUUGGAAUCGCACGCUUUCUAAGUGUGAUGAGCUAAAAGAGCAUGGUGCUUCUGUAGGGGAAAGUCCUGCAGCAGUUGUAAAGAAGUGCAAGUACACAAUUGGAAUGCUAUCUGAUCCUCCUGCAGCUCUUUCUGUGGUGUUUGAUAAAGGUGGUAUUCUUGAGGAAAUUAGCAGUAGAAAAGGUUACAUUGACAUGUCAACAGUUGAUGCUGAAACUUCUUCUAAAAUCAGCGAGGCAGUAAUAGCGAAAGGUGGUUCUUUUCUUGAAGCUCCAGUCUCUGGAAGCAAAAAACCUGCUGAAGAUGGACAAUUGGUCAUCCUUGCUGCUGGUGAAAAGGGAUUGUACGAGAAAAUUGUUCCUGCUUUUGAUGUAUUGGGGAAGAAGUCGUUUUUCUUGGGAGAGGUUGGAAAUGGAGCAAAGAUGAAACUUGUAGUUAAUAUGAUCAUGGGAAGUAUGAUGAACGCUUUCUCAGAGGGACUGGUUCUUGCUGACAAAAGUGGACUCAGCCCUAAAACUCUUCUAGAUGUAUUGGAUCUUGGUGCAAUUGCCAAUCCAAUGUUCAAAAUGAAAGGACCUUCAAUGAUCCAAAACAGUUACAGCCCUGCAUUUCCAUUGAAACAUCAACAGAAGGACAUGAGGUUGGCUCUUGCUCUUGGUGAUGAGAAUGCAGUAUCAAUGCCCGUGGCAGCUGCCGCCAAUGAGGCAUUCAAGAAGGCUAGAAGCGCUGGUUUAGGAGAUCUUGAUUUUUCAGCUGUUUAUGAGAUUUUCAAGUUUUCACUCACCACCACCACCAAUGUAAAGCAGGUGCUCCGGUCACCAUCUCCGGCGACCACCUGCUCUAAACUAACCGCUCCCCACCUUCUCCAAACCACUACUAAACCGCCGCCCCUCUCACUCAACAGUAGGAUCCCAAUCACGAUCUCCGACAACCAUUCUCUUUCUCUCUCGCCUGCAAUCGGCGACGACUAUCUCCGCCUCUCCGGGGAAACUGCAACUCAAUAA